GGGUACAGAGAUCGAGCAUACAGUAUGGAACGUUGGCAUAAUCGCGUUGCUGUUGUCACUGGCGCCAGUUCGGGCAUUGGCUCGGCCAUUGUUGUUGAUCUGGUGAAUGCGGGUCUGGUCGUUGUGGGUCUGGCGCGUCGCUUGGAGCGCAUCAAGGAGCUGCAAAAGUCAUUGCCAGCGGAGCGGCAGCACAAGCUAAUUCCGCUGCAUUGCGAUGUGGGCGACGAGAAGUCCGUGCAGCAGGCAUUCGAUACGAUUGAGCAGCAAUUGGGCGGCAUCGAUAUAUUGGUGAACAAUGCGGGCACAUUGCAAAAGGGACAUCUGGUGGACAUGUCGCUGGCGCAGCUGCAGCUGACGGUGCAAACGAACAUUAUGGGCGUCAUCAUGUGCACCCAGCGCGCCUUCCGCUCCAUGCAGCAGCGCAAGUUCGAUGGCCAUGUGGUGCUCAUCAACAGCAUUCUGGGCCACAAGCUGUUCGCACCCAGCGCCGACGAGGCGCCCACCAUGAAUGUCUAUCCGGCCAGCAAGCAUGCGGUCACGGCUCUAACCGAAAUGUAUCGCCAGGAGUUUCUGGGCCUCAAGACACGCAUCAAGGUCACCAGCAUUAGUCCCGGCGUUGUCGAUACGGAAAUAGUGCCGGAUAAUUUCCGCGCAGCCUUUGCCAACACUAUGCUCCGAUCUGAGGAUAUAUCGCAGGCGGUGCUCUUUGCCAUUGCCACGCCCCCACAUAUGCAGAUACAUGAGAUGAUUAUAAAGCCCGUGGGUGAGCUGCUCUAAGGCUAAGGCCACGCCUUUUUCCUUUUCCUUUUUUUUUUGUUUUUUUUUUUUGCAUAAACUG
Messenger RNA from Drosophila busckii, 838 nucleotides. RefSeq names its product farnesol dehydrogenase. The coding region runs from base 25 to 777 and encodes 250 amino acids. The record is from RefSeq and is a predicted model, not a curated record. The transcript is spliced from 2 exons. NCBI's taxonomy places the organism in Eukaryota, Metazoa, Arthropoda, Insecta, Diptera, Drosophilidae.